UUGAGAGUCGCCACAGCACACGGCAGCAGCAGCGUCGCUUCACCAUGGGCGACUAUAACCGAGACACGGCCUUCCUGGGCCAAACCGGACCUCACUUCAGCGUGACUUUCAUCCUCCUCAAUACCAUUUUCAUCUCCACCGGAUUCAACGGGCUCUACAUCGUCUUUGUCGGCGCCGCCCCCGAGCACCGCUGCCUCGUGCCGGAGGUCAACCUGACGGCGGCGUGGCGGGAUGCCAUCAUUCCCGUCAGCGAGGAGGACGGACGGCCGGUACGCAGCCGCUGUCGGCGCUACAAGCUGGAACUGGUGCGCAACCUGUCGGCGGAGGGCUACGCUCCCGGGACGGACGUGGACCUCACGGGCCUGGAGCAGGAGGGCUGUUUGGACGGCUGGAGCUACAGCAGAGACGUCUACCUGGCCAACAUCGUCACCGAGUGGGACUUGGUCUGCGACAACCAGUGGAAAGUUCCUUUUGCGUCGUCGUCUUUGUUCGUAGGAUACCUGGUGGGCUCGCUGAUCUCAGGCCAGCUUUCUGAUAGGUACGGAAGAAAGAAGAUCGUUUUCGUCUCUCUGGGCGCUCAGUGUAUCUCGGUCCUGUUGCAGUCUUUCUCCCAGUCGUGGAGGAUGUUCUGCAUCACGUUCCUGUUUGUCGGUGCUUCCCAGAUUUCCAUCUACAUCUCCGCUUUCGUACUCGGAACGGAGCUGUUGAGCAAGACGCUUCGGGUGAUCUUCACGACGCUCGGGGCGUUCCUAUUCUACGGCAUCGGCUACAUGAUUCUUCCGUGGAUCGCGUACGGCAUCAGGGAGUGGAGAACCCUCCUUGCCGUUCUGUCUGCUACCUCCGUGGUCUACAUCCCUCUGUGGUGGUUCAUCCCAGAGUCUCCCAGGUGGUUGAUCACUCAGGGAAGAGUGGCGGAAGCCGAAGCCGUCGUCAGAGACGCCGCCCGCAAGAACAAAGUGGAGGCACCGCUUGUUAUCUUCAGAGGAGCCCAGGUGGAGUUCCGCUCCCUGCCUCCGAGCAAGACGUACAGCAUGCUGGACGUCUUGAGAUCCAGGAACAUGAGAUGCGUCACGCUGAUGUGUCUGGUCCUGUGGAUGGCCAUCAACGUGGGCUACUUCGGUUUAUCCCUCAAUACCUCCAACCUCAGCGGGGACCCUUUCCUGAACUGCUUCCUGUCGGCGACCACCGAGGUACCCGCUUACGUCGCGUCCACGUGGCUCCUGAAGAGAUGUCCGAGGAGGGCUCUCCUGUCCGCCUUUCUCCUCAUCGGCGGAGGAGUCCUGCUGCUCAUCCAGUUCAUCCCGGCGAGCCUUAAGGGUGUGGCCUUAGCUCUGGAAAUGACAGGCAAGUUUGGCUUCACCGUGGCCUUCGGCAUCGUCUACAUCUACACGGCCGAGCUCUACCCCACCGUGCUCAGGAACCUGGGCAUGGGAAUAUGCUCGUCGGCGGCUCGCGUGGGAAGCAUCACGGCUCCCUACGUCAUCUAUUUAGGCACUUACAACAAGGCUCUGCCGUACAUUCUCAUGGGAAGUCUCACCGUCGGCUCCUGCGUGGUCAACAUCUUCCUCCCGGAGACGUUCAACAGAGACCUUCCGGAAACUCUGGAUCAGAUGCAGGAAUGGCAAGGGUGGUGCUGUGGAACCAAAACCAAAAACUAUCCAGAAAGCCAAGCGAGCGAGCGGACACCCGCAAAAACACAACAAAGUCAAAAGUGACCUGCAAAGUCUUAGCGUGUCGCAACCAUUCACUUUUUGCGUGCGCUGAU
Molecule: messenger RNA, 1765 nt
Organism: Syngnathus typhle (broad-nosed pipefish)
Lineage: Eukaryota; Metazoa; Chordata; Actinopteri; Syngnathiformes; Syngnathidae
Product: organic cation/carnitine transporter 2-like
Exons: 10
Coding region: 45-1715 (556 amino acids)
Biological process (GO): transmembrane transport
Cellular component (GO): membrane
Molecular function (GO): transmembrane transporter activity
Source: RefSeq, a predicted model, not a curated record